This is a messenger RNA of Chelmon rostratus (copperband butterflyfish), 1155 nucleotides long. It is a transcript of the gene capns1b, whose product is annotated as calpain, small subunit 1 b. Bases 159 to 809 code for a protein of 216 amino acids. The record is from RefSeq and is a predicted model, not a curated record. Gene Ontology annotation, molecular function: calcium ion binding. NCBI's taxonomy places the organism in Eukaryota, Metazoa, Chordata, Actinopteri, Chaetodontiformes, Chaetodontidae. The transcript has 11 exons.
CUCCGGCUGUGGGAGUGGUGGGUUUGCCCUCCUCCCUGAAUAUCUUUCCCUCUCUCUCUCUCUCUCUGUCUGUCAGUGUGUCUUUACCUCUCUCGCCCCUCCCUGUCACUCUGUCCUCUCAGUCUUCAACAGAAGCAGAAGUCUCAACAGCCGCCAAAAUGUUUGGGGUGGGUUCUUUCAUCAAAGGCAUUAUUAAUGUCGUGAGCAACAUCGACCCCGGUCAGUUUGUGCCUUCAGACCCGCCUCCACCUCGCAGACCUCUGAACUUCGCUGAGUCUCACGAGAGCGAUGAGGAGAAGAACUUCCGGAGAGUUUUCCAGAAGCUGGCCGGAGAUGACAUGGAGGUGAGUCCCAAUGAGCUGAUGGAAAUCCUCAACAAAGUCCUCAGCAACCAUGAAAGCCUGAAGACUGACGGCUUCAGCAUCGAGUCCUGCAGGAGCAUGGUCGCUGUCAUGGACAGCGACAGCACAGGGAAACUGGGCUUCCACGAGUUCAAAUACCUGUGGAACAACAUCAAGAAGUGGCAGGGCAUCUAUGUGUCCCAUGAUGCCGAUGGUUCAGGUGUGAUCUGCUCUAAAGAGCUGCCGAAAGCCUUCAAGGCUGCAGGUUUCCCUCUGAACGACCAGCUCUACAAGCUGAUUAUCCGUCGCUAUAGCGAUGAGCACGGCGACAUGGACUUUGACAAUUACAUUGGCUGCCUGGUGCGACUGGACGCCAUGUGCAGGGCCUUUAAGACUCUGGAUAAGGACAACAGCGGCUCCAUUGAUCUGGACAUAAAGGAGUGGCUCCAGCUGACCAUGUAUUCAUGAAGUGACGGCGGGAAGCUUCUCCUCUUCGUUCGUCUCAUCCCCCACUCCCUCCCUUUCCACUUGUGUGUGCUUACGGAAGUGCAAUGCUGUUUGAAACCCCACCGUCUCCACGGUAACAGGACCAAAAUGCCAGAAGGGCAGAGCUAAAGUCAGGGGAGAAAACUCGGACCAAAGUCGAGCCGAUGCUGCUGCUGCACUGUCCUGCUGCUGCCAGGCGGCGGCGCUACGACAUCUCCAUGUUACAGAUUUCUAUGUUUGAUGUUUUGGGGCAAAUUUGAAAAGUUCUUCAUUUUUAUUGGGCUGAAAUCGAGUGUUUAAGAGAAUAAAGUGACACAGCUGACAUUCA